This is a messenger RNA of Lates calcarifer (barramundi perch), 2000 nucleotides long. RefSeq names its product WD repeat and SOCS box containing 2 (gene wsb2). Gene Ontology annotation, biological process: intracellular signal transduction. Lineage: Eukaryota; Metazoa; Chordata; Actinopteri; Centropomidae. The transcript is spliced from 10 exons. Gene Ontology annotation, molecular function: protein binding. The record is from RefSeq and is a predicted model, not a curated record. Bases 342 to 1577 code for a protein of 411 amino acids.
UCGUGGCCAAUGGUACAAAGUGAGUCAGACAUCAGGAAAUCAGUUGAACAUUUUGUUUCCGACUCGUACAUUUUUCUCAUUGCAGGCGCUGUAUCACAGGAAGAAAGGACGCCCCAGCUGUGUGCGGACAUAAAGAGCGUGUCCUGCCCUCGGUUAAAUGGCAGGUUGGCGUCAAAGAGCGAGGACGAAUCCAGGAAGUGGGCGAUAAAGCGAAGAAUGUGAAAAAGGAAAACGAUGUGCUCCACGGAAAACAACGCGGAGCUGCUACCGACAUCGUCAGACCCAGCUCUUAUCCUGGAGCUGAAGACCAGGCGCCCUCCGUCCCUGGUCGGCCGAGCGGGAUGCGAGACCUGGAGCGUCGACUUCUCCCCGGACGGAGCCUGGUUCGCCUGGUCGAUGGGACACGGCAUCGUCUGGGUGGUCGCCUGGCCCCUCGACUCCGAGUGUGCAGUUUUACUAGAAACAGAGGUCAGGUGCAAGUGAAAGGAUUUUCUUUUUCCACUCUGCUCCCUUUGUUCAUCAGAGACAGUCAGAAUGGAGAAACCGACCGAGGUGACAAGAGCUUCAGCUGUGGUCACCCAGUGUGGGGCCUCGCCUUCGGACCAAGACCGAAAUCAGCUGCGGUGGCACAGCCGGCCAAAACAUCAUCAAAAGGGAACAACAGCCUGCUUCUGGCCACAGGCUUGGAGAACGGGGUGAUCAAAAUCUGGAAUGUGUUAACAGGCGAUGCUGUGUUUGAUCUCCAUGGCCACGAAGGAGUUGUGAGGGACCUGGUCUUCCCUCGGAAUGGGACGCUCACGCUCAUAUCGUCUUCUCGAGACAAAACCUUGAGGAUCUGGGACCUGGCUCACAAAGGUAAAAAGGUGCAGGUGCUCUCUGGCCACAAAGACUGGAUCAGCUGCUGCUGCGUGUCGUCAGACUGCAGCAUGAUUGCAUCUGUCGGCAGAUUUGACAGAAUGGUGUGUCUGUGGAGUCUACGGUCGUAUACAUUCAUCAGAAACCUGACAGGAGGGACUCGCAAGACCUUGUACCUCCUGUCUUCCUGUGACUUCUCUCCUGAUGGGGCACUGCUCGCCACUGCAGCCUUCAGCGGCUCCAGUUGGUGGAUCGACCUCUGGGACCCGUACACAGCAGAGAAACUGGCCACUUUGGUUGACUACUUUGAAGAUUACGGGCAAAACCAAAUCUCAGCAAUACAAUUCUCACCCAACGGUUUGCACUUGGCGAUUGUGACUGACGACAGCAGAGCUCUUCGGAUCUGGGAGCCGGGAAAGAAAGGGAUGGUGAUGCAGACCAAAGCAGACCGAGACUCUAAUGGACUCUGCUGCAACUACCAUCCACAAGGGGGAGUGGUCGCCACAGGAACCAGAGACGGCCAUGUGAGAUUCUGGAGGGCGCCCAGGACGGUCCCCAGCCUGUGCCACCUGUGCCGAUCCAUCCUGCGCCAUUCGGUCUCCACACACCAGAUGGAGCCACUGCCCCUCCCCAAGAGGAUCCUGGAGUACCUCACCUACAGAAACAUCCCUGAACGCCUCAGGACAUGCUGCUCCUCAGAGGAAGAGGAGUGGGAAGGGUGAAUAUAUGGACACGAAUUAAAAUAGACAAACAAUGCAACUGGCAUUUACAGCAACUGAUUGCUAAACACCGUCACAUGAUAAAAAUGACUUUGUUUGCUGAGUAAGAGAUGUUUUCACAGCUUGAUUUAGCACAGGAAGCACUUCUUAACGUCAUCUACUUUAGAUGGAUAAAAGAUUUCAUUUAUUGCACUAAUACUGUAAUACAAUGCAUAAACUCGAUGUUCACAUGCUUACGUGACUUGAAUAUCACAAUUUUGUACUUAUAAUUUAUUGUGUAAAUAUCAAAUGUAUAUGCAUUUCUAAUUCCUGUGUUUAUUAUCGUAAAAUAGCACAUGCACCACUACUGUACCUGCACAUAUUAAUUGUUAAUAUAAGAAAAAGUGGACUUAUAGGAAAUAGUUUUAUUAAACAGAUUCAAACAUU